AUGUACCCGACCUUACUGGCCAUCGGAACCGGGGCAUUAUCGGGAAUACUUGCCCACAUUCUAAUAUUCAGAAACGGGGAAUGGGAUCUUUACACUACCAAGAUCCUACAAGGACUUCUCAUAGUCUUUGGUCUCCUGGUACUGAGCUUCAAGAGGCUUGGAGCUACAGAGGCUGGGUCACCGUACAGUUUCUUGGAGUCCGUCAUAGCAUCCAUGUACAUGGUUUCGUUUCUCGUUUCAGGGACCUUUUUCAGCAUUUUUAUUUACCGCAUCAGCCUCUUCCACCGCUUAUCAAAAUUUCCGGGACCUUUCAUGGCCAGAGUCUCCAACUUGUAUCUCACCAAGCGUUCCGUUGCUAGCUUUCAGCUCUACAGGGAGAUUCAAGACCUUCAUAGAAGUUAUGGUGAUAUUGUGCGCGUCGGCAAGACCUCAGCACUAUCCAUCCUCGAUGCUAAGGUCUUCCAUGCAAUACACUCCAACAAUUCGCCGUGUAGUAAAGGACCUUGGUACAACCUCGAACAGCCAGCAAUCUCUCUUCAUAUGUCGCGAGACAAGAACGAUCAUUCUCGUAGGCGACGAGCCUGGGACAGGGCGUUAAGCUCAAAGGCUCUCCGUGACUACGAGGCCCGAGUGGUCAAAUACACCAGCCAGCUACUCGAUCGACUAGAACAGAGCCAAGAUAUACCUAUUGACAUUGCAAAGUGGUUCAAGUUUUACAGCUUCGAUACCAUGGGCGACCUGACUUUUGGUCAGAGCUUCAACAUGCUAACAGACGGCGUCAAGCAUCCAUUCAUGGCCCUGGUCGAGUCGCAUAUGGUGAUGGCCGGGACCUUCAGCCAACUGAUCUGGAUGUUUCCCUUGUUCAGGGCGAUGCCGUUCCUUGGUAGGGAAGACGCUAUCUUGCAGAAAUGGCUUGAGACUCAAGUUCGGCAUCAAGAACAGAAUAAACCAGACCUUCCGAAUAUCUUCUCUUGGCUUCUUGAGGAUUACAAAUCCCAGCUAUAUCCCAAAGAGCAAGAUUGGUUAAACCUACAAGCUGACAUGCAGCUUAUAGCCGUUACUGGAAGUGACACCACUUCUGUAACACUUACUUGCCUGUUCUUCUUAUUAGCUACGAACAAAAAUGCAUGCGUUCGGCUUCAAGAGGAGAUCGAUGACCUGUUUUCCAGCUCUUCAGAACCAAGUCACUCGAGCUUUUCCAAGUUGACAUAUCUUCAAGCUUGUAUUGAUGAGACACUUCGACUCUUUCCUCCAGUUCCAUCUGGAUUGCAGCGCAUGACACCUGCAGAAGGGCUGCGAGCCGGUGACAUCUUCAUUCCUGGAAAUACUGUAGUGACUGUUCCCUCAUACACACUAUAUAGAGAUGAACGGUACUUCACCGCUCCGGAUGACUUUGUCCCAGAGCGCUGGACCACAAAUCCAGAUAUGGCUAAUCGCAUCGUUCAGGUCGCUAUGCAUGCGUGGUACCAGCACCUCCUAGUUUUGCCCUUGACCAGUUCACGUGCACUAUUUUACUGCAUCAUGUACUCAUUCAGCUGUCAAAUCUGCGGCGUCGACAUGGCCAUCGCCCGCAUCCGGACUCCAGAUGAGCCGCCUAGCGCAGCUUGGAACUUGGAGGGUGCUGACUACGUCGGCUUCCGUAAAUGGCCGCAUCAAGAUCAAUUUGAGGACGAAGAUAGCCUAGAAUGCGCAACAGAAGACCGGGGUCCAGCUAGACCUCCAGAAGUUGACGCAUGGCCGGAUCAGGACGAUGAAGAUGGCCCAGAUUGGGCGCCAGAUGCACAGAGUUCCAGCGAAGAAGAUCCUCUGGAGUAUGAUUCUGGAUGGGAGACUGAUAAUGAAGAUAUAGAGGCUGAAGUCUCAUCUACAUCUGAUGAGGAGGACAGCGACUACUCGAAUGAUGCACCCGACCAGUACCCUCUUACGGAUCUCUAUACCUGCGAAUUUCCCGAUCGCUUGCCACAUGGCACAUGGCACAACGGUCUUGCCUACUACACAGGCGAUCGCAAGCAUCCUGAGAAAUGGUCUCUACUAAGUUCAGACGAUUCAAACGUCCCCUCAGAGCACAUCGCUUCACCUUCGUGCCAAAGUCUGCAAGGCAUCAACGGCCAUGUUCUCAGCGUCGCACAAAUGAAGAACUGUCGAAAUGUCCGAUUUCUCGUCCCUAAGCCGUCGAUGUGGAAAGCUGAUUUCAGCGAUCAACUUCUUGAGGGAAGCAGUGAUAAUCUAUUCUAUGUAUCUGGAGAGUCAAGCGGUUCAAAUAUGAUUGAGGGCAGACGUUUCAGAGGCAUUCACUCGCUUUAUCCACCACGACAUGGAUUGAAGGAUAUAAGUACCAGCUGGGUAUAUGUGGACGAAGGUUGCAUGCUAUGCCAGGAGCUUGAUUACUCGCUGGUUCCACUCCCGGUGCAUUCAUAUUGUCUGGAUCUGUAUGCCAAGGCCUCACUCCGUCGUCUAGGGCACGUUGACUUGAAUGGACUGUGGCACUGGCGUGAGAUGCGGAAUAUUCCAGCUUCAUACGGCCUUGAAGAUCGUAUUUCGGAACCGAUACGGAAACAGAUACACUUGCCAGAACUGCAGCGAGCCCGCACGCAGUGGGAUUACCCUUGGCUCCAUACACCUGGCGAUGAGUGGCUUGUUGCAAAUCCUGUCGAGAUCCCCGGUAUUUCCCGAGUUUUGGAGUCGUGCGUGAAAAAGUUGUGCUUGAAGGGAUAUGCACAGCAGACGACGGGGUUCUUAGCCUUACCCUCUGAGAUCAUCCAACAUACUCUAUCGUUUCUUGACAUACCCGAUGUCGACAGCGCGGCCAAGACUUGCAGAGCGAUAUUCAAGCUUGCGCAGCUAAUAUUCAGAGAGAGUGUACUGAGAUCCAUGCCUUGGCUGUGGGAGAUUCUCGAGAAUAAUGAAUAUCCCGCGUCUCGUGAUUGCCUGCCGACAUGGGAUCCUCUCUGCCCUCUGGGUAUUCCACCACCAACACUCCCCAUCGGAUUAGAGUCUGAAGAGGAGGAAGAAGAUCGAUGGGAACCUAUUCUCUUUGAAUUCCCUGAGAUGCAGCAAGUUUGCAAGGCGACCAAGGCUGUCAACCGCCAGCGCCGAGAGGAGAUUAUAGCACCUUAUCAUGAAAAGCUGAAGGUUUUGCUGCAGCAUUGGCACAGCUUUCGCAGAAAUGUUGAAGUUUGGAUACAUGGCAAAGGCGAGCGACGCGAUAUGAAUUGGAGGCGAGUAUGGUUCCUGUUCAACCCUGCGACGAGCCCGUUGCCAGGUAUAAGAAACAGGGCAAGGAUCUGGGAGGACUGCAAGACCAUCAUGGACUUUGUCGCCUUGGCUCGUGAGGGAGAGCAUGUGGAAGAAAGGCAUAAAGAGUUGAAAGCCAAGAUAUCAGACUUCGUUGAUGAGAACUCAUAUGCGCUGCCUGAUACAGUUCCAGAUGUCCCUAGUUGGCUGCAAGCAUAUUAG
Messenger RNA from Fusarium subglutinans, 3456 nucleotides. Its product is annotated as pisatin demethylase cytochrome P450. The transcript is spliced from 9 exons. NCBI's taxonomy places the organism in Eukaryota, Fungi, Ascomycota, Sordariomycetes, Hypocreales, Nectriaceae. The record is from RefSeq and is a predicted model, not a curated record. Bases 1 to 3456 code for a protein of 1151 amino acids. Gene Ontology annotation, molecular function: iron ion binding; oxidoreductase activity, acting on paired donors, with incorporation or reduction of molecular oxygen; protein binding.